This is a messenger RNA of Harpegnathos saltator (Jerdon's jumping ant), 2812 nucleotides long. RefSeq names its product porphobilinogen deaminase-like protein l(3)02640. Gene Ontology annotation, molecular function: hydroxymethylbilane synthase activity. Lineage: Eukaryota; Metazoa; Arthropoda; Insecta; Hymenoptera; Formicidae. The record is from RefSeq and is a predicted model, not a curated record. The coding region runs from base 374 to 1447 and encodes 357 amino acids. Gene Ontology annotation, biological process: heme biosynthetic process. Gene Ontology annotation, cellular component: cytoplasm. The transcript has 6 exons.
UCAGUCGCCUGGCGAUAAUCAUGGCGAGUAGUUAGAUUAUCGUCGUCGUUUCUCUGCAACUUUUGCUCAUUAAUUUCACAUUCUGCUGCAGUGUCAGUGACUGUGAAACAGAAUUUAGCACAACAAUUUGAUCAAGUUCCUAUUCAUCAUAUAUCUCCUUAGGAAAACAUAUGCGCCUAAAGUCGAUGAGAGGUUAAACGCAAUCUCGAAUCAUAGAGAAAGGGUCUUCCACUUGACCUAAUUUAGAUUCAGUCACUGUGACUUUCCGAUCAUUUCGUGCUUGAUACAUUCCAAAAUCCGACUACUGGAUCUCGCGUCCGUGAACAUUAGAGUGUGUGCUCCGUUAGAUAUACAAGGUGGCUAAAAUAUAGUAAUGAACGGCAAAGAGAAACGUGCUGUAGUCCGAGUGGGAUCUCGGAAAAGCGAGUUGGCCUUAAUACAAACUAAAUAUGUGAUACAAUGCUUAAAAGAAUAUUAUCCAAAAAAAGAAUUUGAAAUAGUUACAAUGUUUACUAAGGGCGAUAAGAUUCUGGACAAAUCUUUACCAAAAAUUGGCGAAAAGUCUCUUUUUACUGAAGAACUAGAACAGGCUUUGGGAGAAGGCAGUCUUGAUUUUGUCGUGCAUUCGUUGAAGGAUUUGCCAACAAUACUGCCAGCGGGAAUGGCUCUGGGCGCGUUAUUGAAACGCGAGGAUCCACGCGAUGCAGUAGUCAUGUCGAAGAAAUUCAAGGAGAAAACGCUCUCUACGUUGCCGAAAGGUAGUGUCAUAGGUACCAGUUCUUUGCGUAGAACCGCGCAGCUAGCUCGAAAUUUGCCUCACUUGAAGGUAGAGAACAUUCGCGGCAAUCUGAAUACCAGAUUGAAAAAAUUGGAUGAUGAAAAGAGCGCUUAUGCUGCGAUAGUACUAGCUGCCGCCGGUUUAAAAAGAAUAGGUUGGAAGGACAGGAUAAGUCAGAUUAUGGAACCUGAAGAAGCUCUCUACGCCGUUGGCCAGGGUGCAUUAGGCGUCGAGUGUCGAGAAUCAGAUUGGGAGACACGUUCUUUAUUAGAACCAUUAUACGAUAUGGAAACUACCUUAAAAUGCGUGUGUGAACGUUCGUUCCUGAAAACUCUCGGUGGCGGGUGUUCCGCGCCCGUCGCAGUGGCUUCGUCUCUGGAAGGAGAAGAAUUAAAAAUCACCGGUGCUGUGUGGUCCCUGGAUGGCCAAACCCUCAUUAAAGAUACCUGCAAAGGUAAACUAUUUAUACCCAAGGACGACGGUGAACCUCCCAGAAAAUGCCCGUACCAAGAACCCCGUCUUUACUGCGGCGUUGUUCCCGGUAGAAUGAAUGCUUUGAGUCUUCAUGGUGCAGAACAACUUGGUAAAGAUUUAGCUAAUAACCUUAUAGAGAAGAAUGCUAUCGACGUCAUGUUGGAAGCUAGGAACACAAUUGCUAAUUCGAAAUAAUUACGUUAGAUAUGUGGUUCAUGAGAUUUAAUUUCUAGAUGCAGGCAUGUAUUCUAGUGAUUAAGUUAAUGUAAAAUGACAAUUGUCGACGAUAAUCUAAAUGUCCCAUACUUCGGAUACGCUCAAUUAAUAGAAUAGUCCAUUUGAGUCAGAGACAAAUUGUAUUAUUUGUAAAUUAAAAACUUAUCAAUAACAAUGUAAAUAAUGUAAUGAACAAUCGUGCAUUUGUUUCUUCGGAAUUCUGUUUGAACGGACGUAUGCAUACGUUAUUUAAUAAUCUGCGUAAAACCUAACUGAAAAUAAAAUAAAUCAUAAUAUCACAAAAUAUUUACUACUGUGGAACUCAUGUAAAUACUUCGAAACUUUUUUAAGCUUAUAGAUACGUCGUGAACAACCGUGCAUUUGUUCUUUUGGAAUUCUAUUUGAGUAGACGUACAUAUACGUUUAUCUGCGUAAAUCCGAAGAAAUAAGAAAUAAAUAUAAUCAUAACAUUGCAAAAUAUUUACUACUGUAAAACUUAUAUAAAUACUUCGGAACUUUUUUAAGUUUGUAGAUGUCGCUGAAAAAUUUUUACAUUUGUACGCUUCUAUUGAAAUGAUUCAACGUGAUAUGGUACCCAUAUUAUGAAGAUUUGUGUGUGCAUAUUUCAUGACUGGUUUUCAUUUUUUAUUGUAUACUUUUUUAUUGUAAAUGAACCAGUGUUACAUGAAAACUCCGUUACUGUUUAAGAUAACUUGGUCCACAUACUGCCAACAUCAAUUGUUUCUAUUUGUAUCACCUCCAUUAGAGACUAAAAUUAUUUUGUGUGUACUUACAGAAUUUAAGAAUUAUAUACCUCACAAAUAUAUGCAUGUCUUUUACAACGUUAAAUUCUAAUUUUGGACUUUUGUUUAAAGAAAAAUAGAUAAAAUGCUGAUGUUUUAAGAUCUUUGAUCAUGUUUUAUGUCUUGAAAUAUUAUCACAUAUAAUGUACAAUGCAGUAUACAACACAAAAUGGUAAAUAGUAUUAUGGCAGGAUAUAAUUUAUAAUUUUAUUUUUAUUUUACAUUGAUUUUAGAUUUUUCUCUUCAUUAACUGCAAACAAAAAAUGUUGUAUUUUGUAAAAUAAAUAAUGCAGGCUAGUUUCAUAUAUGGGAAUCGUUAAAAUUGUAAUUUAUAUGUAUAUGUACAUAUACAUACUGUUAAUGUACAUGUUAAUUAAAGAAACCUCUAUUCUCUCUAUUAUUGACUGUCUUAUUUCGAACUAGUAAGUAUAACUUAUUAGCAUGUUAUAACAUAAUUUCUAAGCAAAUACUCCUUAAAAAUACAGUGAGAUAUUUCUUGCUCAUUUUGUACAAUUCCAAGAUAUAUAUUAUCGUGAUAGAA